Messenger RNA from Exaiptasia diaphana, 2124 nucleotides. Its product is annotated as sushi, von Willebrand factor type A, EGF and pentraxin domain-containing protein 1-like. The transcript is spliced from 12 exons. Gene Ontology annotation, molecular function: calcium ion binding; protein binding. Bases 55 to 1782 code for a protein of 575 amino acids. NCBI's taxonomy places the organism in Eukaryota, Metazoa, Cnidaria, Anthozoa, Actiniaria, Aiptasiidae. The record is from RefSeq and is a predicted model, not a curated record.
AGCUCUGAGAUUCAGUGGUGAGCUUAGGAGUUUGGAAACAGAAGAUUUUCAACUAUGAACGCAGCAAAAACAGCAUUUCUACUCUUCUUGUUUGGUUGCUUUGCAUUCGGGCUUUGUAAAAAAUACAAAGUGUUUGUUAUGACCGGUUACCGUGGCACCAGUUCCCGCGUUGAGCUUCGAUUAAUUGGUGAAAAAGGUCAGACAGCAUCACAUGUUGUGAAACCAAACGGAGGAGCAUUUAAAACUUACAGUAAGAACAUAUUUGAUAUAGAUGACAAAGACGUUGGGAAAAUAACCGCAGUUGAAGUCCACCUGAGUAGUGGAUUAUGGUAUAUAAGAAAAAUAUUUGUUAAGUUGUCAGUGGGAGGAAAAAAUGUUUACAAGUCUUUUAAUUAUGAAAAGAUGGUUUCAUCAGGUUGGACAACACUCGGAGUUAAGUGUACAAAAGGCUAUACUAAAGGAUCGAAUGGCCAAUGUAUAGAUAUCGACGAAUGUAAAACCACAAAACCUUGCAAAGAUUCAUUAGCUACGUGUCAAAAUACUAUUGGUUCAUAUCAAUGCACAUGCCCACGUGGUUACAGAGAGUCCUAUGGCUAUUGCUAUGAUAUCAACGAAUGUCUUUAUGGCAAAAUAUGUGACUACAACUGUGUCAACACCCCAGGCUCUUACCGAUGUGAAUGCAGGAGCGGUUACAAACUUGACGAAGGAAAAUGUGUCGAUAUUGAUGAGUGUAARGAUGGAACGGACAGUUGUGACAGAGUGUCCACCCAAUGCGUCAACUACAAAGGAAGCUUCUUCUGUAAAUGCAAACCAGGCUAUAAAUGGGUCGCCAAUUAUCGUUGCGAAAUUAACUUUUGCGGCGCUCAAAAGACAGACAACAUAACAACUUACUCACCAGCACGCUGUUUAAAGGAAAACGCUAACAAAGAAGGCGAUGUCUGCACCAGAGGAUGUGUCUAUGGUUAUGAGCUGCAUAAUCCUUCUCAAUUUCGCACGAUUCAAUGUGAAGAUGGACGUUGGAAGGGUUGGUUUUCAAAUGUGUAUUGCGAAGGCAGGAGAUGCCCAGCUCUUCCUAAAGUUCAAAAUAGCUAUUACAUUCCUUCCGACUGUGGAACUACCGGUGAACGAUACAAAGGAAGAACAUGUAGACAAUACUGUAAUAAUGGAUACAGGAAAGUCCAAGGAGACGAUGCACGUGUAUGUCAGAAGGAUGGCACGUGGAAUGGAUCACCAAUAUCAUGCAAGAGAAUUUGGCCAGAUCCUUGGAUUAAUUGUCCUUUUACUAUCUUUGCUGAUCUUCCACCUGGCAAAAACACAACUUCAGUGGGCUCCAAGUGGGAGCUUCCCCGAUCGAAUUAUAAAAACUUCACCGUUGUUUCUCCUGUUGGAGCUGGUGGUCAGUACCAGUUUCCCGCCGGUGAAACGAGAGUCGAGUGGGCCGUCACUAAUCCUGAUGGCAAAACCAAGAAAUGUUGGUAUAAUGUGCGAGUUCAUGACAAAGAGCCACCAAAGAUAGUUUCCUGCCCUGCUCCAACAGUAUACCACCCAGUGUAUACUAAAGGUCCAUAUCAUAUUACCUACAAAGAACCAGAGUUCUCUGACAAUGUUGGCGUUGUUAAAGUUUAUAAAACUUAUGUCAAAAAGACCUAUAACACUACUGGUGGACACUCGUCUCAGUAUUUUAAGGCCGUUGACAAGGAAGGGAACAGCGUAAGUUGUGUGUUCGAUGUUGCAAUUGGAGGUGAGUAUUAUAUACCUAUUUCAAAAAUGGUUGUCGGAUAAAUUGCCAAUAAUUGUCAAACGGUGGAUUGUAAGAGCAAAGGUAGCCAUUGGUUUUGUUAAUUAAUGGGAAAGAACAACUGAUUUAUACUAUAAGAUAGUCUGUGGUAAACACUGGUUUCUUUUUGUCUCCAUUUCUAUUCAAUGAUAAUUAAUUUGUUUACGUAACAAUGUUAUAUAGUCUGUUUCAGUCGUGCAUUCUCCCUUGAGCAAUCGCCAUUAUUUUGAAAUUGGUGUAUAAACACAACAUAUGUUGUUGUAAUUGUUUUUAACUGCCUUGAUGACCCAGUGUAAGAAUAUCUGAAUUGCUAAAUUGGUUUUUCAUCUCAGAAUAAAGUUUAUUAU